AGAGAGAGAGUGAGAGAAGAGAUAUCCCUUUCUUUUCUUGAAGUGGGGAAAGGUUACAGGUAUAAGCAAACUAGCCCCAUCCCUCUUUUUCAUCAAACCCUUUAAAUCCCCCCCUCCCAAAAAGCCCCCUCUUUUAUCACUUUUUAUUCCCUGUUCUUUCUUCUCAGAACUCAAAAAAGGGUGAAAUUAAAUGUGGCAAAAACAAUCCCACAAAUCUUCUUUCAGAGAAUCUAUCAAAGCCCUUGAAGCUGAUUUACAACAUGCCAAUACCCUGGCAGCUUCUCUUCCAAGAGAUUAUGAUGGGGAUUACAUUCAGAUGAAAUUAUCUUACAGCCCUUUUGCUCCAUUCUUGCUAUUUUUGAUAGAAUGGAUGGAUUGUACUUGUACAGAUUCACUACCAGGCUACUUCGGCCUCCUUCAUGUACUUAUAAACAAGGUUUAUGUUGAUGGAAUGCCAACAAUGUCCUCACAAGAAAGGAGAGCCACUCUAAGGGAAUUCUAUGCUGUUAUAUAUCCUUUACUUAAGCAACUGGAAGACGAUACAAUAGAAUUGGAGGACGAAAAUGAGAGAACUCGAAACUCGGAAAUGUUGAACAGACAAAGGGUGGAAGGGAAGGGGAAACAUUUUGUUAAAGAUCCCGAGAGAGAUGAUGAAUGCGGGAUAUGCAUGGAAACUAGCACCAAGAUGGUAUUGCCUAAUUGUGGCCAUUCCAUGUGCAAUGUCUGUUUCCAUGACUGGAAUGUGCGAUCUCAAUCCUGCCCAUUUUGCCGAGGCAGCCUAAAGAGAAUUGACUCCAGAGAUUUAUGGGUUCUCACUAGUAACAGUGAUGUGGUUGACGCGAUUACUCUUGCAAAGGAGAACCUAACGCGAUUCUACCUUUUUAUUGAGAACUUGCCACUCACAAUGCCGGACAGCCAUUUGUUUCUAUACGACUACCUGAUCUAAAUGAUAGAAGAAAGUUCUCAACUAUGAAACAAGCCAAUCAGGCGACCACCCGUUGUAUGUAUAUAGUCUAGUAUAUCUAGAGAAGUCUGAUUAUCUCAUCUCUCGUGGCUGUAUAUACUUAACCGAACUACUGGAUACCUCUCGGAGAUAUGUCACAACUUAAUCAUUGGAUCAAGAUCAGGCAGGUGGCUUUAAGGAUUUGUGAAGUCCCAUAAUGAGCAGUGUAGAUGAAAGUAAGGACUAGGGAGUCUGCAAUUAUGUGGUGAAUCUUGUACUGUUGCACACAACUGAGCUUUUUAGAACCUGAGUGUUGCAAUGGGAAUGAAAAUCUCCUAGAAUUGCUUACUAUGUGGAUUUCUACUAGUUAUUGUAUGAUUAUGUAUGACAGAUCAUGAAUAAAAAUUAUGUAUAAUGUGUAUCUUGUUGUC
This is a messenger RNA of Cornus florida, 1374 nucleotides long. Its product is annotated as E3 ubiquitin-protein ligase AIRP2-like. The transcript is spliced from 5 exons. NCBI's taxonomy places the organism in Eukaryota, Viridiplantae, Streptophyta, Magnoliopsida, Cornales, Cornaceae. Gene Ontology annotation, biological process: protein ubiquitination. The record is from RefSeq and is a predicted model, not a curated record. Bases 191 to 946 code for a protein of 251 amino acids. Gene Ontology annotation, molecular function: ubiquitin protein ligase activity.